GCAUGUUGGAGAAAAACGUGGUGAAAUCAUUAUUGCAGCCAGAGAAGUACGUAAUGAAAAUAGUAAACAAUAUAAGUUUCGUGUGUCUGGUUAUAAUAUUCCCAUUUCAUCUUUCAUCACAAAAGAGAAAACUUAUUAUGAAAUUGUUCGAAUAACAGAAGAAAACGAAUUUCCUGUAUAUCGAAGUAAUUCAAGCAGCUCUAAAAAUCCUGAGUGGGAACCUAUGUUCUUGUCUGAAAAUGACUUAUGGAACACUGUUAAUGAUAGUAAUAAAAUAGGAUUCAAGUGUUUCAGGGAUGGGCGAAAAGAUCCAAAAUUAUUAUGUAAUAAAAUUUGGUCGAUCGAUGAUUUUAUAAAAAAUGCCGGUUCUUUACAAAGAAUUGUUUUUGAAAAACAUGGUGAAAUUCGAUUAUCAUAUAAAAAGGAAAAAACAUUUUUAGAUUAUAUUGAAGGCGGACUUGAAAUACAAUUAAGCAUAGCUGUAGACUUUACAGCAUCGAAUUAUGAUCGUGGAAUAGAUCUUCAUGGAUUACACUCUAAAAAUUCCGAAUAUGAACGUGCUAUGCGUUGUGUAGGUACCAUUUUGGAAAAAUAUGAUUCAGAUGAUCAUAUCCCUGUAUACGGGUUUGGUGGGAGAUUUUAUGGAAGUGCUACAGCAUCUCAUAAUUUUCUAUUAACAAGUGAUAGAUCUUCCCAUGCCACAGGAAUUUCCAGAGCUAUUGAUAUUUAUAAACAUAGUUUGAAGAAUGUUAAUUUAUCAGGCCCUACAAAUUUCUCCCCAAUCAUACGAACAAUUUAUAAUAAUUUAAAAGAAUUAGGUUCGAUGAAGAAAAUUGUGUACGUCAUCCUUCUUAUUAUUACCGAUGGCAUAAUUUCAGAUCUAGACAAUACAAUAGAAGCUAUUAUGGAUGCUACUAUUUAUCCCCUUUCAAUCGUAAUUGUAGGAGUAGGAAAUUCAAAUUUUAGUAAUAUGAAAUUAUUGGAUGAUCAACUAUUAAAGCGUAAAUGGGAUAGUAACUUGCAUCCUCGAGAUAUUGUUCAUUUUGUCAGGAUGAAUGACUUUGUCCAGGAUAAUAUUAACAUAGAUCUGCCUAAGGCUGUAUUAAAAGAAAUUCCAGGUCAAAUCAUAGAAUAUAUGACGAUCAAUAAUAUUAAACCCGAAAGUUUGAAAAAACCAGACUUAUAUAAUGAAUUAUUCGCUUCAUCACCACCGCCAUACACAGAAAAUAAUUCUCAAUAA
Racocetra persica is the source of this 1240-nucleotide messenger RNA. The record is from the annotation of a GenBank genome assembly. Lineage: Eukaryota; Fungi; Glomeromycota; Glomeromycetes; Diversisporales; Gigasporaceae.